CGCGCGAUCAUGGCGGACGUGUUGAGUGUUCUUCGCCUGUACAACAUCCAGAAAAAAGAGAUCGUUGCGAAAGGGGAUGAAGUUAUUUUCGGAGAAUUCUCCUGGCCAAAAAAUGUCAAGACGAACUAUGUCAUUUGGGGAACUGGGAAGGAGGGACAACCUAAAGAGUACUACACCCUUGACUCAAUUCUAUUUCUGCUCAACAAUGUACAUCUUCCUCACCCGUCCUAUGUCCGCAGAGCUGCGACUGAGAACAUCCCUGUUGUAAGACGACCAGACAGAAAAGACUUGCUCUCGUAUCUCAAUGGAGAAAGCUCAUCAUCAACGAGUAUCGACAGAAGUGCUCCCAUUGAGAUCGGUCUGCAAAGGGCGACGCAAGUUAAAAGGGCUGCAGAUGAAGUUUCAUCAGAGGCAAAAAAGCCACGGGUUGAGGAUGAGGAGCGAGUGCGUCUGGAUAAGGAGCGUUUGGCCGCUCGUCUGGAGGGUCAUAAGGAAAGCAUUGUGCAGACAGAUCAGAUCAGAUCGCUGUCAGAGGCCAUGUCUGUGGAGAAAAUUGCUGCCAUCAAAGCCAAGAUCAUGGCUAAGAAGCGUUCUACCAUCAAGACUGACCUGGAUGAUGACAUUACCCUAAAACAGAGAAGCUUUGUGGAUGCAGAAAUGGAUGUGACCAGAGACAUUGUGAGCAGAGAGAGAGUCUGGCGAACAAGGACGACAAUUUUACAGAGCAGUGGCAAGAACUUCUCCAAAAAUAUAUUUGCCAUCCUGCAAUCAGUGAAGGCACGGGAGGAAGGGCGAGUACCUGAACAGAGACGGACUCCGAACCAGACUCAAGUGGAUCCAGCGAUAAGAAAUAAACAGCAAGUCCCUGCUGCCUACAACAGAUACGAUCAGGAGCGAUUCAAAGGGAAAGAGGAAACGGAGGGAUUCAAAAUCGACACCAUGGGAACAUAUCACGGCAUGACACUGAAGUCAGUGACGGAAGGAGCGUCUGCAAGAAAGGCCCAGACACCAGCCUUGCAGCCUGUUCCCAGACCAGUCUCACAAGCAAGACCCCCACCCAACCAGAAGAAAGGUUCAAGAACUCCCAUUAUCAUCAUUCCUGCAGCCACAACAUCUUUAAUCACAAUGCUCAAUGCCAAGGAUCUCUUACAAGACUUGAAGUUUGUCACACCGGAGGAGAAGAAGAAGCAGGGCAUUCAGAGAGACAAUGAGGUUCUGCUACAGAGACGUAAAGAUCAGGUGCAGCCGGGCAGUGCCACACUCACUGUCACAGUGCCCUACAGGGUGAUCGACCAGCCACUCAAACUCGCCCCACAGGACUGGGAUCGCGUAGUGGCAGUCUUUGUGCAGGGUCCCGCCUGGCAGUUCAAGGGCUGGCCGUGGCUUCUGCCUGAUGGAUCCCCUGUGGAUAUUUUUGCCAAAAUCCGAGCCUUUCAUCUGAAGUACGACGAGGCACGGACAGACCCAAACGUACAGAAGUGGGACGUGACUGUGUUGGAGCUGAGCCACCACAAGAGACAUCUUGACCGGCCCAUCUUCCUACGCUUCUGGGAAACACUGGACAGAUAUAUGGUCAAACACAAGUCCCAUCUGAGGUUCUGAGGAGAUUGCUGGCCAUCCAUUUUUCAGCUCAUCAAGACUGUCAAGAUCCUUCCAAAACCUGCCAAGAAUGGACUACUUCACCCCUUGUUCCUCUCAGCCCAUGAAAGCACUUUACAUAUUAAUCUACUUCACCUUCUGCUGACACCAAUAUGAUUUCUAGUCUCUUCCACCCAUAGAUUAAAUAAAGUGUCUACAGGUCAGGGUUGGCGAGAGGACAUUUGAAAGUUUGGGUUGGCCCUUUAAAGUUUUCUACGUAGAUUUGUAUUAAAGCAGCUGGUAAGCAAGGCAGAUUCAAAAGGAGAUCGUUGGAAUCCUGUUUUCUAUUUGAUAUGUUUUCUCUUUUGGGGAUUUCUGUACAAUUCAUUGUAAAACAUGAGCUUGGAUAAACGAAAACCAUUAAAAAUGGUGGCUCACUGAUAUGAAUAAAAUGACUGCUUUGUCAAAAUAGUUUUGGAGUAGAUUCCUUUUUUUAACAUUAAAUUUAAGUUUUCAAAUGUUUGUGAAACAUGUUUGUCUGUCUUCUGUUCUAUGAAGAGUAGUACGUUGAUGUUCACUGCGCAAAUGCAAUUGCUAAAAGUGGUACAUGAAAAUGGUUGAUAUAAUUUACAUUAGACAAAGGCUUCAUGGGUUAGAAUGAGAGAUUCCUUUAUAUCAUAAUGACCAGAAACAAUACUUUAAUGCAAAGUGUAAGGCUACAGUUUUAUCUGUACUUUGAUUUUUGAGUGUGAAUAUGCUCUGUAAUUCUUCAACAUAUUAGGAAAUGUUGUUCUGUUUUACCAAAAAUCCAAGAAGUGUUGCUUUCAUUGGUUUACUAUUUUUGAAAUGGUCAAAAUGCAUUUGCUCUACUUGUGAUCUGAAAGGGCAAAUCUUUUUUUUAUUUCUUUUUUUUUAUUAUAUAUAAAUCCAUUUGGAGAGUUUGUUUUUAAACAUUUAUGUUGAAUGUGUAUUAUUAAAAGGAAAUAAAGUAAAAGCAAAUGU
This is a messenger RNA of Xyrauchen texanus (razorback sucker), 2580 nucleotides long. RefSeq names its product parafibromin. The coding region runs from base 10 to 1602 and encodes 530 amino acids. Gene Ontology annotation, cellular component: Cdc73/Paf1 complex. Lineage: Eukaryota; Metazoa; Chordata; Actinopteri; Cypriniformes; Catostomidae. Gene Ontology annotation, molecular function: RNA polymerase II complex binding. The transcript is spliced from 17 exons. Gene Ontology annotation, biological process: transcription elongation by RNA polymerase II; positive regulation of transcription elongation by RNA polymerase II. The record is from RefSeq and is a predicted model, not a curated record.